Pan troglodytes (chimpanzee) is the source of this 3602-nucleotide messenger RNA. RefSeq names its product exonuclease 3'-5' domain containing 2 (gene EXD2). Gene Ontology annotation, molecular function: 3'-5' exonuclease activity; nucleic acid binding. Gene Ontology annotation, cellular component: nucleus; cytoplasm. The transcript has 11 exons. The record is from RefSeq and is a predicted model, not a curated record. The coding region runs from base 479 to 2344 and encodes 621 amino acids. NCBI's taxonomy places the organism in Eukaryota, Metazoa, Chordata, Mammalia, Primates, Hominidae. Gene Ontology annotation, biological process: nucleobase-containing compound metabolic process.
GAAUCCGGGUGGGUGCGCGCAGGCGGCCGCACAGGUUCCAGGUCUUUAACGUGAGCCCGCUGCAGGUGUGCGGCCCAGUCCGAGACAGCAGAUGAGGAGACUGUCCUUCCUGUUUCGCAGAUGAGGAAACUGAGGCUUAAAGAAGUUUGGCAAAUUGGCUAAGUUCCUACAGCUAUUUCUAUGGAGAACUGCUGAGCCUUCUGGAGCAACAGAAAGUGUUGAGUCAAACCUGUUUCCUUCACUCCCUCACUGCCGCACCUUCCAGAGAAGUAAAAAAAGUCUCCCUACCAACUGACUGAUGAUUACAAUUUUUUUUAAACUGAGAAGCAGAAGUUUUCCUUCAACUGUUAGGUGAUCAAAGGUUUAAAAUACAAAAUACUUUGAAGAAGAUCCAUUAACUAAAAAAUUCAUUCAUUAAUCAGCAGUUAGAGAUUGUGGGAUUAGUGAUAUGCUUUUCUAAAGAGUAGAAAAGUCGAAGAUGUCUAGACAGAACUUAGUGGCUUUGACAGUGACUACCCUUCUGGGUGUGGCUGUAGGGGGGUUUGUCCUCUGGAAAGGCAUCCAGCGCCGCCGAAGGAGUAAAACGAGUCCUGUGACCCAACAGCCACAGCAGAAAGUGCUGGGCAGUAGAGAGCUGCCCCCUCCAGAAGAUGAUCAGCUGCACUCCAGUGCCCCCAGAUCCUCGUGGGAGGAACGGAUCCUUAAAGCAAAGGUGGUGACAGUGUCUCAGGAGGCAGAGUGGGAUCAAAUCGAGCCCUUGCUUAGAAGUGAAUUAGAAGAUUUUCCAGUACUUGGAAUUGACUGUGAGUGGGUAAAUUUGGAAGGCAAAGCCAGCCCUCUGUCACUUCUACAAAUGGCCUCCCCAAGUGGCCUGUGUGUCUUGGUUCGCCUGCCCAAGCUAAUCUGUGGAGGAAAAACACUACCAAGAACGUUAUUGGAUAUUUUGGCAGAUGGCACCAUUUUGAAAGUUGGAGUGGGAUGCUCAGAAGAUGCCAGCAAGCUUCUGCAGGAUUAUGGCCUCGUUGUUAGGGGGUGCCUGGACCUCCGAUACCUAGCCAUGCGGCAGAGAAACAAUUUGCUCUGUAAUGGGCUUAGCCUGAAAUCCCUCGCUGAGACUGUUUUGAACUUUCCCCUUGACAAGUCCCUUCUACUUCGUUGCAGCAACUGGGAUGCUGAGACUCUCACAGAGGACCAGGUAAUUUAUGCUGCCAGGGAUGCCCAGAUUUCAGUGGCUCUCUUUCUUCAUCUUCUUGGAUACCCUUUCUCUAGGAACUCACCUGGAGAAAAAAACGAUGACCACAGUAGCUGGAGAAAAGUCUUGGAAAAAUGCCAGGGUGUGGUCGACAUCCCAUUUCGAAGCAAAGGAAUGAGCAGAUUGGGAGAAGAGGUUAAUGGGGAAGCAACAGAAUCUCAGCAGAAGCCAAGAAAUAAGAAGUCUAAGAUGGAUGGGAUGGUGCCAGGCAACCACCAAGGGAGAGACCCCAGAAAACAUAAAAGAAAGCCCCUGGGGGUGGGCUAUUCUGCCAGAAAAUCACCUCUUUAUGAUAACUGCUUUCUCCAUGCUCCUGAUGGACAGCCCCUCUGCACUUGUGAUAGAAGAAAAGCUCAGUGGUACCUGGACAAAGGCAUUGGUGAGCUGGUGAGUGAAGAGCCCUUUGUGGUGAAGCUACGGUUUGAACCUGCAGGAAGGCCCGAAUCUCCUGGAGACUAUUACUUGAUGGUUAAAGAGAACCUGUGUGUAGUGUGUGGCAAGAGAGACUCCUACAUUCGGAAGAACGUGAUUCCACAUGAGUACCGGAAGCACUUCCCCAUCGAGAUGAAGGACCACAACUCCCACGAUGUGCUGCUGCUCUGCACCUCCUGCCAUGCCAUUUCCAACUACUAUGACAACCAUCUGAAGCAGCAGCUGGCCAAGGAGUUCCAGGCCCCCAUCGGCUCUGAGGAGGGCUUGCGCCUGCUGGAAGAUCCUGAGCGCCGGCAGGUGCGUUCUGGGGCCAGGGCCCUGCUCAACGCGGAGAGCCUGCCUGCUCAUCGAAAGGAGGAGCUGCUGCAAGCACUCAGAGAGUUUUAUAACACAGACGUGGUCACAGAGGAGAUGCUUCAAGAGGCUGCCAGCCUGGAGACCAGAAUCUCCAAUGAAAACUAUGUUCCUCACGGGCUGAAGGUGGUGCAGUGUCACAGCCAGGGUGGCCUGCGCUCCCUCAUGCAGCUGGAGAGCCGCUGGCGUCAGCACUUCCUGGACUCCAUGCAGCCCAAGCACCUGCCCCAGCAGUGGUCAGUGGACCACAACCAUCAGAAGCUGCUCCGGAAAUUCGGGGAAGAUCUUCCCAUCCAGCUGUCGUGAUAGCUGCUUUCCUCCCAGUUAGGACAGGUGGGAAGCUGGAGCCAAGGUUGAAGAGUCACCUCUUCCCAUUUUAGUACAUCAUUAAUUGUCAAAGCCUGUGUGACACAACUCAGAAUACUAACCUAGACUAAUCCCAGGAUGCUUCUGCUGGAGCAAAGAUAUUGUUUGAAGGAGAGUUUAUGGUUUUGGAUUUUAAACGGGCAGGGUCUUUUUUCCUCUCAUUUUUGUGGACAAGAGAGGCCUUCGCCUUUAUUUUUACUCUCCCUCUUCUGCUGUCCCUGUGCAGAGGAAAAAUGAAGAAUUCUCCCAGAAGUGACUUGUCAAGACUUAAAAAAAAUGUUUUUAAUGCAUUUCUUCCUUGUCUAAUGCCUCAGUUUAUCUCUAACAGGGGCUGUCCAGUAUAUCGGUCCUGUUAGGAGCGGAGAAAAAGUUCUUCCAAAGGCUGGAGAAGUGAACAAGGAGUCAAAUUUAUUUUCCCAAUUCAACUUCAUAAUUAUCAUUUCUUUGGCUUCAUGCUCUCCCGUAACUCAUGUGGUUGGGAUCCAUCCCAUCUGGGUCACUUCAGUCUACUUCACAUACUUGAAAAGGCUUUCCUUUACACUUCCAGGACCAAACAGCAACUUCCUGCCACACACUUCCACCCUAUCACUGGGAGAAAUCCUUGUCUGGACAUGAGCCUUUGACCUGGGUGGGGCAGAAAGAACCACAAACUCCAUCUCCCAAUAGAACUUUGAAAUUCACUCAGCUUUUCCUUUCAUGCUGUUUGUUGCCUGCUUGUUGCACUCCUCCUGCCCCAGAACUGCAAGAUUUUUAGCUUCACCCCUUUCUGAGAGUAAUGUUAUCUUUUAUCAGAAUCAGUAUCAGUUCCCCUGUAUUCUGUGCUUCAUCAAAUUUGCAAGACUGACCUCUUUUAAGCAUUUAAUUCACUCCCAGAGUCAUCUGGUCAGGUUGCAAUAUGAGGACUUCUCUGUCUCCUCUGAAGCCUGGGACACCGAGCUUACUUAAUACAUUAGAUGUUCAAAAGAGGAGUGUUGUUUCAUCUUUCAAAAUGUUAGGCCAUCACUUUGAGUAUAAAAUCGACUUAUUAAUGAUUAGUAAUUUUUCUAAAGUAUUGGGGAAACUUUCUUAUUUUAUAAGAUCUUAACAAGCUUAAAAAAGAAUUCUAUGACCAGAAUCCAACAAGAGCUCUAUUUUGGAAUUGUGCCCAAGUUGGUGAUGUUUACUCUAAAAUUAAUAAUAAAACUACUUGUAAGCACAA